Fusarium fujikuroi IMI 58289 is the source of this 969-nucleotide messenger RNA. RefSeq names its product probable transcription initiation factor IIB. Gene Ontology annotation, cellular component: nucleus; transcription preinitiation complex. Lineage: Eukaryota; Fungi; Ascomycota; Sordariomycetes; Hypocreales; Nectriaceae. Gene Ontology annotation, molecular function: RNA polymerase II general transcription initiation factor activity; TBP-class protein binding. The record is from RefSeq and is a predicted model, not a curated record. Bases 1 to 969 code for a protein of 322 amino acids. The transcript is spliced from 2 exons. Gene Ontology annotation, biological process: transcription initiation at RNA polymerase II promoter; transcription preinitiation complex assembly.
AUGGCCCCAAACGGCAGCGAUGCGCCUGCUUUUGAGGAAGACCUCAGUAACAUCCUAGUAUGUCCUGAGUGCAACAUCAGCCCGCCCCACCUAGUCGAGGAGUUCUCCAGCGGUGAUACAGUAUGCGAAGACUGUGGCAUGGUAGUCGGCUCGCGAAUCAUUGAUACGAGAUCAGAAUGGCGAACUUUUGCAAAUGACGACCAGGGAGGCGACGACCCCAGCCGUGUUGGUGGACCGCAGGAUGAGUUUGUCGAAGGCCAGCAACUCGCGACGACGUCGCAGAAGGGCCUCAUGCAAGCUUACAAGGAGAUCGUUUCCUACUGCGAAGCUAUCAACAUGGGCACGAACGUUUCCAACGCUGCAAAGCACAUCUUCAAGCUCGUGGAUAAGCACAAGUUCCUCAAAGGAAAGCCCCAGGAUGCCGUCAUUGCAGGUUGCAUCUUCAUCGCGUGCCGGCAGAACAACGUGCCUCGAACCUUCCGUGAAAUCUUCAAUCUGACUAGCGUGAGCAAGAAGGAAGUCGGUCGAGUUUUCAAGCAACUUCAGAGCUUUCUGCAGAAGCUACAGGACCAAGACGGCGAAGCCACAGGCCUCAACACAGUCACCAACUAUGAAAACACAUCAGUGGGUGCCGAGGAUCUAUGCAGCCGUUAUGUCUCUCAGCUUGGCUUCACGAAACAGACCAAAAUCUCCAAGAUCUCUCGCUCCUUGGCAUUGCGGGCCAACAGUAUUUCGGCGCUCGCAGGACGAUCGCCUCUAUCCGUUGCCGCAGCAUGCAUCUACAUGGCGUGCCAGAUCGUUGGAGAACCGCGCAGCUCACUACCUAUAGCCAAGCAGGCAGGUGUCAGCGAUGGCACAGUCAAGACUGCGUAUAAACACUUGUACUCUGCCCGCGAGAAGCUCAUUUCGGAGGAGUGGUUCGAGGGAGGUGCUAACAUGGACAAGCUUACACCGGCUACUGCGGUAUAG